GGCUCCUCAGUCUCCUCGCACCACUACCGCCGCCAUCAUGCUCCGUGCCUGUCUGCUGCUGGUGCUGCUGGGCUGGGCUUCGGCCCAGACGGUCGAGCUGGUCAGCCGCGAGUGCCUCGGCUGCAUGUGCGAAGCCUCCUCCAACUGCGAUGUUGGCUUUGGCUGCGUGGGCGACCUCUGCGGCCCGUUCAAGAUCACCAGGGGCUAUUUCCUCGACUCGGAGCUGCACAAGGAGCCGGCAUUCGCGUUCCAGACGUACGAGUCCUGCACGCGCGACCCCUUCUGCUCCGCGGCCGUCAUCCGCAAGUACAUGGCCAAGUAUCCGCGCGAUUGCAACAAGGACGGUCGCCGCACUUGCACCGACUUCGCCAUGCUGCACCAGACGGGGCCCGGCGGCUGCGACGCCAACCGUCUGGCCUCCCGGCAGACGGCCUACUGGAGGAAGCUGACCAGCUGCCUCGCCCUCUACCCCGGCGCGUGAGGGCGCCGCGGGCGGCGGCCGCGGCGGGCUGGGCGCGUGAGUUGUGGUGGGGUGAGGUGCGGAGGUGAUCGGAGCUGAGAGGUCGGGUCGCGGCGCGGUGACGCCUCGGUCGGGCCGCUCUGUGACCGAUAUCUGGUUUGUGAACUGGACGAUAGUUGUGCACGCUGCUGGAUGGCUUCGCUGUCAUGUAGGCUGCGACAGCCGUCCGCUUUGAUUGGGAUUAGUCACGCUCAUGAACCUAGAUCGGGGGACAGCAGUGUGGAAGCCUGACAGGAGUCUGGAACGCGUCAGCGGCAGAGUGUUCUGUCGGUUUGCCUGACGUAUCUCUGCGUUGGAGACACGGGUGGAGCCUCGUCGCCCAGACGCCCUCGUCGAGGGCUUCUGGCCGUUGUCCUAGUGUUGGUUCGGUCCCCAACCCUGCCGCGGUAACCAAUGUCGACUGUGAUCAGAUUUUUACAGCGUCACGCAGCGUGUGCGUCUCGUUCCAAAUUGGUGUAGAUGCAAUACACUGAGUGCGAAGCUCCAACAAGU
This is a messenger RNA of Pollicipes pollicipes, 1012 nucleotides long. RefSeq names its product lysozyme 1. The transcript has a single exon. The record is from RefSeq and is a predicted model, not a curated record. Lineage: Eukaryota; Metazoa; Arthropoda; Thecostraca; Pollicipedomorpha; Pollicipedidae. Gene Ontology annotation, molecular function: lysozyme activity. Bases 38 to 481 code for a protein of 147 amino acids.